Messenger RNA from Gorilla gorilla gorilla (western lowland gorilla), 1459 nucleotides. It is a transcript of the gene SNRNP35, whose product is annotated as small nuclear ribonucleoprotein U11/U12 subunit 35. Gene Ontology annotation, molecular function: snRNA binding; mRNA binding. NCBI's taxonomy places the organism in Eukaryota, Metazoa, Chordata, Mammalia, Primates, Hominidae. Gene Ontology annotation, biological process: mRNA splicing, via spliceosome. The record is from RefSeq and is a predicted model, not a curated record. Gene Ontology annotation, cellular component: U12-type spliceosomal complex; precatalytic spliceosome. Bases 428 to 1351 code for a protein of 307 amino acids. The transcript has 4 exons.
UCCAUGCUUGGGCACUGGUGGUAGAUUGGAACAGUGAGUAGAGCCCUUGGCUUAGAUGCAAAAGAUCCAGUUCCAGCAUCAGUUUUAAGUGUUUGUCAGCCAUGUGACAUUGGUCAAGUCACUUCCCCUCUCUGAAACUUGUCUCAAAUAGGGAUAAUCUCUGCCCACUUGACUUGCCUCCUCCCGCAAAGAUUCAGGCAUCAGUAUUAUAGCCUCACCUUGGAGGGGACAUGUGGCUGCUGGAACAGAACCUCUGCUUCCAAUCCACUGCUGUGUAACUUGGGCAGGUAAAUUGUGUCUCAAUAAAGUGCUGGGGAGAAAGCAAUGAAGCACUGACAUACGCUACACCAAGGAUGAACCUCGAAAACAUCAUGCUGAGUGAAAGAAGCCAGACACAAAAGGCCGCACAGUCUUAUUGUCUUCGGAGAUGAUAACACCCUCGUUGCGCGGGAGUAAAGUUUUAAAGGUAAAACAAACAGGAAACGAGCGUCGGCGGCGAAUCUGCUGCUACCAAUGUAAAGGUCAGGCCGAGGCCGGCGCGGAGAAUCUGCCGUCGCCUGCAGCUGCUCGCCUGUCUCCGUCGGAAGGGAGCCUAAGCUUUGCUGAGAACAUGAACGAUUGGAUGCCCAUCGCCAAGGAGUAUGAUCCACUCAAAGCGGGCAGCAUUGAUGGCACCGAUGAAGACCCACACGACCGCGCGGUCUGGAGGGCAAUGCUGGCACGAUAUGUCCCCAACAAAGGUGUCAUAGGAGAUCCCCUCCUCACCCUGUUUGUGGCCAGACUAAACUUGCAGACCAAGGAGGACAAAUUAAAGGAAGUCUUUUCCCGCUAUGGUGACAUCCGGCGGCUUCGGCUGGUCAGGGACUUGGUCACAGGCUUUUCAAAGGGCUACGCCUUCAUCGAAUACAAGGAGGAGCGUGCCGUGAUCAAAGCUUACCGAGAUGCUGAUGGCCUGGUUAUUGACCAGCAUGAGAUAUUUGUGGACUACGAGCUGGAAAGGACUCUCAAAGGGUGGAUCCCUCGGCGACUUGGAGGCGGUCUUGGGGGAAAAAAGGAGUCUGGGCAACUGAGAUUUGGGGGACGGGACCGGCCUUUUCGAAAACCUAUUAACUUGCCAGUCGUUAAAAACGACCUCUAUAGAGAGGGAAAACGGGAAAGGCGGGAGCGAUCUCGAUCCCGAGAAAGACACUGGGACUCGAGGACAAGGGAUCGAGACCAUGACAGGGGCCGGGAGAAGAGAUGGCAAGAAAGAGAGCCGACCAGGGUGUGGCCCGACAAUGACUGGGAGAGAGAGAGGGACUUCAGAGAUGACAGGAUCAAGGGGAGGGAGAAGAAGGAAAGAGGCAAGUAGAGGCCCAACAGCAGACCCCAAAGUGAAGUUACAGUGGAAAUGAGUGGAGGGGGAUUGUCUUUCAACGCAGCGUGAGUCUAAUGGUUGAAUAAAACUUACUGAUGAUCA